Molecule: messenger RNA, 285 nt
Organism: Angiostrongylus costaricensis
Lineage: Eukaryota; Metazoa; Nematoda; Chromadorea; Rhabditida; Metastrongylidae
Source: the annotation of a GenBank genome assembly
AUGUCGGCAAUAUGUGAGGAGGAUGAAUCGGUGGAGAAAAUCAUAUUGCCAGAAUCGUAUAGCUGCCAAUCCUCCAACAAUUCACUGUCGAAUUCGAGCUUACGAGCGCCCGAUGAGGUUGUGCAGGCGUGUGACACUGCUGUAGCGAACGGUCAUGCAGAGGCAAAUGGCACUUAUUUUGAUUUGCUUAACAACGAGGAAGAAGAACGGUUACUCAAUGACUUGUCACCAGUGCAUAUGGUCGACAAUAGACCGCGGAGUGGAGCUGCGGGGAGUCCAAAGUGA